AUGGAAUUCCUGGGGCAUCUCCUUCUUGCUGCACUUCUAAUUAGUUUUAAUUUGCUUGCAGCAAAUGCCCAACACCGUGGAGUAUUUCCAAGUGCUCGUGCCUUCAAUAAAAUUGAUCGUAGUGCUGUCCCCUUAUCUCCAAGCUUUGGUAUAGAUGUACUCAACCGGAGCAGUUUUCCCAAAGGGUUCAUCUUUGGGGCUGCAUCUUCUGCUUAUCAGGUUGAAGGCGCUUGGAACAUUGAUGGCAAAGGUCCAAGCAACUGGGAUGUUUUCACUCACAAAUUCCCAGGUAAAAUUUCAAAUGGUAGUAACGGAGAUGUGGCAGCAGACUCCUACCAUCGAUAUAAGGAGGAUAUCAAACUCUUGAAGGAAAUGAAUGCAGAUUCUUAUCGCUUUUCAAUUUCUUGGCCUAGAGUAAUACCUUAUGGCAAGAUUAGCAAAGGCAUAAAUGAGAAAGGAAUUGAUUUUUACAAUAAGCUCAUAGACGAAAUUCUAGCUUAUGGUUUAAAGCCAAUUGUGACAAUUUUUCACUGGGACUUGCCCCAAGCCUUAGAUGAAGAGUAUGGAAGCUUCGUGAGUCCUAAAAUUAUAAAGGAUUUUCAUGACUACGCAAAUCUACUGUUUGCGAGGUUUGGUGAUCGAGUGAAAGAUUGGAUCACAUUCAAUGAACCUUGGACCUUUAGUUCAAAUGGUUAUGAUAGUGGAACCUUUGCCCCUGGUCGAUGUUCUGCUUGGAUGAAUAAUAACUGCACCGGUGGAAAUUCAGGGACAGAACCCUACUUGGUGGCACACCACCAACUUUUGGCUCAUGCUGAUGUAGUUAAAUUAUACAGGAGAGUGUAUCAGGCUCGCCAAAAAGGACAAAUUGGGAUUACACUAGUCACUGCAUGGAUGGUGCCAUUUUUAAAUUCACCUCUUGAUCAACGAGCAGCCAUUCGUGCCCUUGAUUUCAUGUUUGGAUGGUUUAUGAACCCUUUGGUAUAUGGUGAUUAUCCCGCUUCAAUGAGAAUUCUUGCCCGCGACCGACUUCCCAAAUUUACAUCAAAGCAAUCUAAAGAACUGAUAGGGUCAUAUGAUUUUCUUGGAUUAAAUUACUACACAGCUAGUUAUGCUGCCCAUGUUACAACUCCUCCAAAUAAGGUGAAUUUAAGCUAUAGCACAGACCCGCAAGUUAACGUUACAGCGAGCCGCAAUGGGAAGCUCAUUGGCGCACAGGCUGCUUCAACUUGGCUUCUUCUUCUUCUUCUUCUAUGGGUUGAUGAAGUAAAUAAUCCCACAUUACCACUUAAGCAAGCUCUUCAAGACAGCUUUAGAAUCCGAUACUACUAUCAGCACCUUCAGUAUGUCCGAAAAGCAAUCAAAAAUGGCGUUAGAGUGAUGGCAUACUAUGGAUGGGCAAUUAUUGACAAUUUUGAGUGGAGUGCUGGAUAUAGUGUCCGUUUUGGAAUCAAUUAUGUAGACUAUAGUACCUUAAAAAGAUUCCGUAAGCUCUCUUCUUACUGGUUUGAGAGAUUCCUCCGCAAGUAA
This is a messenger RNA of Coffea eugenioides, 1527 nucleotides long. RefSeq names its product beta-glucosidase 12-like. Bases 1 to 1527 code for a protein of 508 amino acids. The transcript is spliced from 15 exons. Gene Ontology annotation, biological process: carbohydrate metabolic process. The record is from RefSeq and is a predicted model, not a curated record. Gene Ontology annotation, molecular function: beta-glucosidase activity. NCBI's taxonomy places the organism in Eukaryota, Viridiplantae, Streptophyta, Magnoliopsida, Gentianales, Rubiaceae.